Molecule: messenger RNA, 1178 nt
Organism: Cajanus cajan (pigeon pea)
Lineage: Eukaryota; Viridiplantae; Streptophyta; Magnoliopsida; Fabales; Fabaceae
Product: protein MKS1
Cellular component (GO): nucleus
Source: RefSeq, a predicted model, not a curated record
UUUUGUUAAUAUAGUUGGUUUGCCAUUUGUAUUCAAAUAUCAAUGAUCACUUUAAAUAUAAAGUUGUAAUUAAAAAUAUUACUUUAUUUUAAGAUGUACAUAUUUGAUAAGAAAAAUAUGUUUUUUAGUUAUGAAAAGAAUUUAUAUGUAAAUAAAAUGUAAAAAUAAAGUAAUUUACAAUGAUAAUCAAAGAAUAGAAUAGUGGUAAAAGUGUCUUAAAUAAAGUUGAAUUGUUUAUGUGAAGGUAUAGUCGGAAGAAGAAGAAAUGAGUAUGAGUGUAAAAAAGUAGUAAUUAAAAAUAUAGAGGAAUUUGUAGGGACAAGAGAGCACAAAAAUGGGGUUGGAGUCAACGGGUCUAAAGUCAAGAAAUGAGGAUACAUAUGUACUUGUGUUCUGGAGCACUAAAUGAAUUAACUUCCAAACUCCUUUGGUUUCUUCUUCGAUCUCAACCUGCGUCUUCAUGAACACGCCGCAGAAGAAGGAGAUUCAACUGCAAGGGCCGCGCCCCCCGCCUCUCAAAGUCAGCAAAGACUCCCAUAAGAUCAAGAAGCCGCCGCCGCCGGAGCAUAACCAACCGCAGCGAGAGCCCGUCAUAAUCUACUCCGUCUCCCCAAGAAUCAUCCACGUGAAGCCCGGCGACUUCAUGGACGUGGUCCAGCGCCUCACCGGCGCUCCCCCCGCCGACGAGGCUCUGGGCGGACGCGGCGACGUCUCUCCGGCGGCGAGGCUGGCCUCGAUCGAGAAGACCAGCCCGGCCGAUAGGGCUUUCCAGAGCGGAGACGAUGAGAUGAUGCGGAUGCUCACCCAAGGAGUCGAGGUCGCUCAGUUUCCCGGGAUUUUGUCGCCGGAGCCGGCCACCUUGCCGCCGAUUCCCGCCACGGUGUUUUCGCCCGCGUUGGACGCGCAAACCACGGCCGCGUAUUGGAACGACUGGUGGUCGCCGAGUCCGUCGGGGUUUCUCUCCGUUGCGGCGGGGUCGCCGCAGGCCUCGCCCAACGUGUUCAGCCUUUUUGACUACUAAUAAUCUGUUUUUUUUUUUUCUCUCUCUCUUUUUUUUUUUAAUAUUUGAUUGGAUAUUGAAAAUUUUAACAUUAGUUUAGUGGCUCUUCUUUGUUGUGCCACUGUUUUUGUAGAAUAUAUGUAGAAAAAAAUACAAAGACAAAGACUUUUCCAUUUGA